Messenger RNA from Tachysurus vachellii, 2726 nucleotides. RefSeq names its product differentially expressed in FDCP 8 homolog (gene def8). NCBI's taxonomy places the organism in Eukaryota, Metazoa, Chordata, Actinopteri, Siluriformes, Bagridae. The record is from RefSeq and is a predicted model, not a curated record. The coding region runs from base 175 to 1494 and encodes 439 amino acids. The transcript is spliced from 12 exons.
UGACUCAGCUAGGCUUGACAGGAAUGAUGUUGCUGGUCUGUAAACGCAAAAACUGUCAUCUCUGUGCAAACAUGGAAGUCCAACACUAAUUCGCUUUUUGUUGCUAUUUCCAGGAUGAAUUAUAUAUUUGAAUAAUAUGCUGGUGUUAAAUCAAUAUGAGGUGUAACCAGCGGUAUGGAAUACGAUGAGAGACUUGCACGCUUUCGCCAGGGUCACAUCAACCCGUUUGACAGGAGUGAAAGUAAUGGCACCUCAGACAGAAAGGAUCCUCCUAAACAGGAGGUGAGACCGGAGAUCUUCUCCACUGAAACCAAAAGCCAAAACUCAGACCGGACCAUGGACCUAGGGCUGGCUGAGGACCAUUUCUCACGACCUGUGGGUUCUUUUGUGGCGUCAGACAUUGAGCAGCUGAAGCAGGCUAUAGAGGAGUGUAAGAAACUGAUUUUGGAGCUGCCGGAACAUUCUGAGAGACAGAAGGACACCGUGGCCAAACUCAUCCACCUUCGUCUCAAACUUCAGGAACUGAAGGACCCGGAGGAAGAUGAGCCCAACCUGCGCAUCCUGCUGGAGCAUCGCUUCUCUAAAGAGAAGAGCAAAAGCGUGAAACAGACAUGUGACAAGUGCAGCACCAUCAUCUGGGGUCUUAUUCAGACCUGGUACACGUGCACAGGUUGUUAUUACCGUUGCCACAGCAAGUGCAUGAAUCUCAUCACAAAGCCGUGCGUGAGGUCUAAAGUGAGCCAUCAGUCGGAAUACAAACUAAACAUCUGCCCAGAGAACGGCCUGGACAAACAGGAUUACAGAUGUGCAGAGUGCCGAGCUCAGAUCUCGCUCAGAGGCGUCCCGAGCGAGGCGAGGCAGUGUGACUAUACGGGACAGUACUACUGCAGCAGCUGCCACUGGAACGACACCUCCAUCAUCCCUGCACGUGUCAUUCACAACUGGGAAUUUGAGCCCAAAAAGGUGUGUCGAUCAUCCAUGCGUUAUCUGGCUCUUAUGAUCUCCCGACCUGUGCUGAAGCUAAAGGAGGUAAACCCACUGCUCUUUAACUUCGUAGAGGAGCUGGUGGAAAUCAGGAAGCUACGCCAGGAUAUAUUACUGAUGAAGCCCUACUUUAUUACCUGUAAAGAAGCCAUGGAAGCCAGACUGCUGCUGCAGCUUCAAGAUCGGCAGCACUUUGUGGAGAACGACGACAUGUACAGUCUACAGGACCUGAUCGACAUCUCCAGCGGCCGGCUCAGCUGCUCUCUCACCGAGAUUCACACCACCUUCGCCAAGCACAUUAAACUCGACUGUGAGCGAUGCCAAGCCAAAGGAUUUGUGUGUGAGCUGUGUAAGGAGGGGGAUAUUCUCUUCCCAUUCGACAGCCAUACCUCAGUGUGUCACGACUGCUCUGCUGUUUUCCACAGGGACUGUUACUAUGACAACUCUACAACGUGUCCACGAUGCGCCCGGAUGACCGAGCGGAAGCAGGAUGAGCUGGCGGAGCUUUAGAGAUGCAGGACGUUUGCAGGAGCUAACAGACUUUCACUGUGACAGCAAUACAGUCAGUGCUAAGACUGGUAUUGUGAGCAUGCGUUUAUUACUGACACAUUCCCGGUGUUCAGUCUGCUUCUCUGUAUCGGCUCUUUCUUAUUCUCCCGUGCUUUGCGUGUCCUGCUCGCGUCUUUGUAACACUACAGCACCGGUGAAGGCAGGAGAGACACUCGGUUGGAGGUAACUAGAGGAUAGAAAACAGAACACUAUGAGUGUUACAAAAUUUUUAACAGGUUCAGCACUGCUUUCCUAUUAAAAAAUCCUAUCCCAUAAUUUAAUGAAUGAGAGUUUUAGGGUGCUUUCACGCUUUUUUCCCCCCCCAUUCAAAGUCUGUUUGAAGCCAGCUGGGAGACUUUAGCUGCUUGUGUCAUGUCGCUUACUGGUGGAACGUCCUGACCAAUAAACGCCAUUUACGACCUGAUCAAUCAAUUUAAAAAAAAAACAACCUCUUGCCUAAGGCUGCUGAAAUAUUUCCACUAAUCCGCUUAUAUUAUUUCGCUAACAAGUCUAAUUUGUUGAGCGAAUCUGUUCUUCCGUGUUAGUUUAGCUUUCUUUCUCGACAUCUUGCAACCUGAUUGGCCAGGAGGUAACAAAACACUUCAUUUUACUCUUCACUUCCCCAAAAAUGCUGCAAGGUGACAUCAGAACUUAGUGUUCAAAAAGUGUGAAAGCACCCUUUAUAUAAGCUCCUUUAUUAUAGUACAGUAUAAUAUAUUUCUGUAUCUAUCUCUGCAUUGUAGUUCCUGGGAGCUAGCAGGAUUUGGUGUGAUGUGAUGUGAAGGAGAAACGGAUUUCUCUAUGCCAAGCGUUUAGCAAAAUCCCGACAUAUACAUUCAGCCCAUUUUAGGUUCAGUUGAAUGGCAGGUAAAGUGAAAGAGAAAGAGGAGGAAAUGAGGAGUAACACACCUCUGUACACGACUACGUGUACGUCUCUACGACACUCGGUUAUCAGUACGCUCUGGUUUGCAGAUGCAGGUGAUGCCUCAGAAUGGACUGAAAUGGUUUAUGCACUCUUUAUUAUUUGUUCUAAAAUAAUAUGGAAUAUGCUGUGUUAUCUUUUAGCAUGCCACUUGUCUUUUUUUUCAUGCUGCGGUAUAACGGACAUUGUGGUGUCAAGUGUUGUGAAGUUAUUGUCCUGUGUGCAAUGUAACGUGAUGAAGAACACGAGUGAAAUAAAUGACUACAUCGUC